CACUUGAUAUCGUAUGUCGUCGCUUCCUCAGACGAUUUUAUAGGUCUGCCUAGGGGAGACAAACAUCUUCCUGCAUCUCUCCGCCUUCUCCGUCACUCGCCUCUAUCUCAAUAUGGUCACAUUGCCGUCAAUAACUGUCUUCGCACGCCUCGUCUCCGCCCUGCCAGCCCUGGUCUGGCUCAUACUUUGCAACUAUCUGGUCUUCAUACACGACCACUUUCACCAUGAUACAUUUGGUUUGUUUGAAAAUCGCGUCAAGAUCAGGUCCUUGUGGCUCAAGCCAAGGGAACGCGUAUCAGAGACAUUCAUAGACUUCCUUGCUCAUCCUUCCAUCUCGGGUCACUUGCGAAGACUCAUCCUCAACAGUGCAGCAUAUGAUGACCCAUUCACUAAAUGGCAAACGCAGCAAAUGCUGAAGAUUGGCUCUGGCUCACUCUUGGAUCUGCGAUUGGAAAUGGAAUACUACGACCCAUUCGGCGGAACAAAGACAGAGGUGUUUGCUGCAGGUUUAGCUCGGUUAUCUUUCCGUGACCACACCUCAUUGCAGAGACUACGGCUAAAAAUUUACUCAUGUCACGCAAUAUUUCAACCUGAGCACAUUGUGUCAAGUGUUGUGUUCAGUCAAGCCAGACCAACUUCGAGAAAUCGUGAUAGUUUUCACUUGGUUUCCACGUCACGCUGCAGUCAGCGGGGCGAAGGAGGAAUUGAAAAGGUUGUUUCAAAUCUACGAGCCCGCCCAUCACGAAGAAAUGGACAAUCAUUUUUCAUCUGACUCAUGCAGGAUGCUGAACAAAGUAGAAUUUCCACUUCUACGUUUUAGCACUCGUAGAUACGAAAAUAGCAAUGCGGCAAAAGCAGCGG
Messenger RNA from Laetiporus sulphureus 93-53, 861 nucleotides. RefSeq lists its product as uncharacterized. Lineage: Eukaryota; Fungi; Basidiomycota; Agaricomycetes; Polyporales; Laetiporaceae. The coding region runs from base 113 to 772 and encodes 219 amino acids. The record is from RefSeq and is a predicted model, not a curated record. The transcript is spliced from 2 exons.